Messenger RNA from Chionomys nivalis (European snow vole), 4744 nucleotides. RefSeq names its product telomerase reverse transcriptase (gene Tert). NCBI's taxonomy places the organism in Eukaryota, Metazoa, Chordata, Mammalia, Rodentia, Cricetidae. Gene Ontology annotation, cellular component: telomerase catalytic core complex. The record is from RefSeq and is a predicted model, not a curated record. The transcript is spliced from 16 exons. Gene Ontology annotation, molecular function: telomerase RNA binding; telomeric repeat DNA binding. The coding region runs from base 83 to 3469 and encodes 1128 amino acids. Gene Ontology annotation, biological process: telomere maintenance via telomerase.
UGUCCCGUGUCCUAAUGUUUUCUGUGCACAGCCCUAGAUCGAAGUUCCCGCACGUGGGAGGCCGGGCCGGACCUUGAGCGAGAUGCCCCGCGCGCGCCGUUUUCGGACUGUGCGCGCUCUGCUGCGCAGCCGGUACCGCGAGGUGUGGCCGCUGGCAACCUUCGUGCGGCGCCUGGGAACUGAGGGCAGGCGACUUGUGCAACCUGGAGAUCCAAAGGCCUUCCGCACGUUGGUGGCCCAGUGCCUAGUGUGUGUGCCCUGGGGCUCGCAGCCUCCACCUGCUGACCUUUCCUUCUACCAGGUGUCAUCUCUGAAGGAGCUGGUGGCCAGGGUCGUGCAGCGACUCUGUGAGCGCGGCGAGAGAAACGUGCUGACUUUUGGCUUCUCGCUGCUUGGCGAGACCCAAGGCGGGGCCCCUGUGGCCUUCACAACCAGCGUGCGAAGCUACUUUCCCAACUCGGUGACUGACAACCUGCGUAUCAGUCGUGCAUGGAUGCUUCUGCUGAGCCGAGUGGGCGACGACCUGCUGGUCUACCUUAUGACCCGCUGUGCGCUCUACCUGCUGGUGCCCCCGACCUGUGCCUACCAAGUUUGCGGCUCACCCCUGUACCAAAUAGAUAGCCCCGCGGAUACCUGGCCCUCUGUGCCCCCCAGAUACAGGCCCACACAACCCGGGGGCAGAAAUUUUACCCAUCUUGGAUCCACACAGCCGGUCAGGAACAGCAGUUACCAGGAAGCAUGGAAACCCUUGACCUUGCCAUCUCGAGGCGUGAAGCGGAGUCUGAGCAUCACGGAUAAAAGUGUGCCUUCAUCCAAGAAGGCCAGGUGCAAUCUGGCCCUGAGACGGAAGAAGGGACCCGACAAGCAGGCGGUUCCAACCCCAUCAGACAAAACACGGGUGCCAAGGCCUGCCCAGUUCCCCGCAGUGCCUACUAGCAGAGCUACCAAGGGAAAUUUGUCUUCCAGAGGAAAGGCACCUGGCCUGAGUCUCUCUGGAUCAGUGUUCUGUAAGAACAAGUGCAGUUCCACAGACCUGCAGUCACCGCUAUGCCAAAAUGCCUUUCAACCCCAACCUUUUACUGAGACCAAACGCUUCCUCUACUCCAGGGGAGGUGGCCGAGAGAAGCUGGACCCCUCAUUUCUACUCAACAACCUCCAGCCUAGCUUGAGUGGAGCCAGGAGACUGGUGGAGAUCAUCUUUCUAGGCUCGAGGCCUCGAACAUUAGGACCACUACGCCGGACACGCCGCCUGCCAAAGCGCUACUGGCAGAUGCGGCCCCUAUUCCAGCAGCUGCUUGUGAACCAUGCAAGGUGCUCAUAUGUCAGACUCCUCAGGUCACAUUGUAGGUUUCGGACAGCAGCCCACCAGGGGGCAGGUGCCUUGAACACCAGCUCACCGCACCUCAUUAAUUUGCUCCGCCUACACAGCAGUCCCUGGCAGGUAUAUGGUUUUCUGCGGGCCUGCAUCCGAAAGCUGGUGCCUUCAGGUCUCUGGGGUACGAGGCACAACAAGCGCCGCUUCUUGAAGAACGUGAAGCAAUUCAUCUCCUUGGGGAAGUACGGCAAACUCUCGCUGCAGGAGCUGAUGUGGAAAAUGAAAGUGGAGGACUGCCCCUGGCUUCGCAGCAAUCCAGGAAACAACUGCGUCCCUGCCGCAGAACACCGUACAAGGGAAAGGAUCCUGGCUGCAUUCCUAUUCUGGCUGAUGGACACGUACGUGGUAGAGCUGCUCAGGUCAUUCUUUUACGUCACAGAAACUACAUUCCAGAAGAACCAGCUCUUCUUCUACCGUAAGAGUGUGUGGAGCAAACUGCAGAGCAUUGGAGUGAGGCAGCACCUCAAGAGAGUGCGGCUGCAGGAGCUGUCACGAGAGAAGGUCAGGCAGUACCAGGAGGUCUGGCCGGUCACGCCCAUAUACAGACUGCGUUUCAUUCCCAAGCCCAGUGGUCUCCGGCCCAUUGUGAACAUGGGUUACAGCAUGGGCCCCAGAGUCCUUGACAAAGAGAAACAGGCCCAGGAUUUCACCCACCGUCUCAAGACGCUAUUCAGCGUGCUCAACUAUGAGCGGACAAAGCACCCUAACCUCCUGGGAGCUUCUGUCCUGGGCCUGAAUGACGUCUACAGGACCUGGCGGACCUUCGUGCUGCGCACGCGCACUCUGGGCUGGGCACCCAGGAUGUACUUUGUUAAGGCAGAUGUGACGGGAGCAUUUGAUGCCAUUCCCCAGGAAAAGCUCAUGGAGGUUGUCGCCAAUAUGAUCAGACACCCAGAGAACAUGUACUGUGUCCGCCAGUAUGCAGUGGUUCAAAGAAAUCGCCAAGGCCAAGUCCAUAAGUCCUUCAGGAGAGAGGUCUCCGCCAUGUCUGACUUUGAGCCGUACAUGAACCACUUCGUGACACAUCUGCAGGAGUCCGAUGCCAGCGCACUGAGGAACUCGGUUGUCAUUGAGCAGAACUUCUCUCUGAAUGAGGCCGGCUGCAGCCUGUUCGACUUCUUCCAGCACUUUGUGCGUAACAGCAUCAUGAAGAUUGGUGGCAGGUGCUAUGUCCAAUGCCAGGGCAUCCCCCAGGGCUCCAGCCUGUCCACCCUGCUCUUCAGCCUGUGUUUCGGAGACAUGGAGAACAAGCUUUUUGCGGAGGUGCACCAGGACGGGCUGCUUUUACGCUUUGUGGAUGACUUUCUAUUGGUGACACCCCACCUGGUCCAGGCAAAAGCCUUCCUCAGGGCCCUGGUCCACGGCAUUCCUGAGUAUGGCUGCACCAUAAACUUACAGAAGACAAUGGUGAACUUCCCCAUGGAGACUGGUACCCUGGACAGUGCAGCUCCACACCAGCUGCCUGCUUGCUGCCUGUUUCCCUGGUGUGGCUUACUGCUGGACACUCAGACUCUGGAGGUGUUGUGUGACUACACCACUUACACCCAGACCUCAGUUAAGGCCAGCCUCACCUUCCAGCGCACCUUCAAGCCCGGGAGGAACAUGCGGCACAAGCUCUUAACUAUUUUGCGGCUGAAAUGUCACAGUCUGUUUCUAGACUUGCAGGUGAACAGCCUGCAGACAGUCUGCAUCAAUGUUUACAAGAUCUUCCUGCUGCAGGCCUACAGGUUCCAUGCAUGCGUGCUUCAGCUUCCCUUUGAUCAGCAUAUUAGGAAGAACCCCACAUUCUUUCUGGGCAUCAUUGCCAGCUCAGCAUCCUGCUGCUACUCUGUCCUGAAGGUCAAGAAUUCAGGAGCGACACUAGGGGCCAAGAGAGCCUCUGGCUUAUUUCCUCUUGAAGCUGCCCGCUGGCUCUGCUACCAAGCCUUCCUGACCAAGCUGGCUGGUCAUUCUGCUGUCUACAGGUGUCUCCUGGGACCUCUCAGGGCCGCCCAGAAACAGCUGUGCCUGAAGCUCCCUGCGGCAACAAUGGCUAUUCUCAAGGUUGCAGCUGACCCAGUCCUAAGUACAGACUUUGAGACCAUUUUGGACUAAGCCUGCUUCCUUCAGCUGGAUGAACAUGGGCACUUUAGCCUUUCCUCUCAUGGAUCCGUGUCACAAGAGGGACUGGCCUGUUGUGUAGGAGGAGAGAGUCACUUGUUGGUUCCUGGCCACUUAGCCCCUAAAUAAGCAUGUAGAGACUGUACUAAUUAAAUCACUGCUUGGCCCAUUAGCUCUAGCUUCUGAUUAGCUAACUCUUACAUAUUAAUUUAACCCAUUUCUAUUAAUCUAUGUAUGGCCACGUGGCUGUGGCUUACCAGCUAAAGUUCUAGUGUCUGUCUCCAGCGGGACUACAUGAAGCUCUCUCUCACUCUGCCUUUCUUUCUCCCAGCAUUCAGUUUAGUUUUCCCUGCCUACCUCUAUUCCCUGCGCAGGCACAAGACAGUUUUUUAUUAACCAAUGGUAUUCACAGCAUACAGAGGGGAAUCCCACAUCACUGUUGUGAGGCUAGGUUGCCCUCCCAAAGAUCUGUGUUGUGAUGGUAGUAUGGGAGUUUGUCCUUGUUUCUCUGGUGGACUUGUUUCCUUCCUGUUGCCCCCCAGGAAGCAGAUCCCACCCUUUUUAGUGGCAGGGAUCCCCUAGCUACCAACACCAAAAGGAGGUAGAGGGUGCAUGGGUGUGCUGGACCUGAUGUCUUUUUAUAUCUAACUGUGGAGCCUUUCCCUAUGGGCUCAGAGUGUCUCAGAGAGGAAGAGAUGGCUUUGAGCCAGUAACCUAAAUUGCAGCCUAAAUAUAUUCCAAAUUCAAGUGACUGCAUGUUUAGUUACUUUUCUAUUGCUGUGAUAAAACACCAUGACUAAGGCAACUUAUAUAAGCAAGGUUUUUGGUUUUUGUUUUUGACUGGAGCAGUAGUUGAGAGUUUACAUAUUGACUCAAAGCAUAAGGCAAAGAGAACUAACUGGGAGAUGGUAGGGGUCUUUUAUUUUUAUUUUAUUGUAUUUUUGCAAUAUUCUCAGAGUCCACUUUAAUUUUUAGUGGUGGUUUGACAAAUACUUCAGAACGUUGUGAAUGUUGAAAUCAAACAGGUCACAGGCAAGUCGAAGGGAUCAUACUGGGGACAUUUCAUAAGUUCUCUGAAGCGAAGAUUCCUUGGCAGCAUCUCACAGUAAUCAAUCAUAGUGGUAUCUACUGAGAUAAAAUUGGAUGAUGUAUGUUAGUACUAAAUCAGACAGGAGUCAUAUGCAAAUAAACAGUAAAUCAUGCAAGUGUUGUUUGUCAUGCUUGUUUGAUAUAUCACUCUAACAGACUUCUACUUAAAUGCUUUCUGAU